Messenger RNA from Coregonus sp. 'balchen', 2963 nucleotides. The record is from the annotation of a GenBank genome assembly. Lineage: Eukaryota; Metazoa; Chordata; Actinopteri; Salmoniformes; Salmonidae.
GGAUCUGACAUCUGCCCUGGCCGUGGCGUCCUCUCUACCUUGAAUGUUUGUGGAAUGGCUGCAGUUUGGCAGCAGGUGUUGGCAGUGGAUGCAAGGUAAGUCUCAUUUAAAGAACUGGUGGCAUGGCUUAAUGGCCUCACAGUACUGAUAAAAAUAAGUCUACUGAUACAGAUCUUGCAUAGAUUGCUGUCUAGGGCUAGCCUGGUUAAACCAGACUGACCGCUGCUAAAACAAUGGUGAUCGCAGUUGUUAGUCUCGUUAAACCAGGCUAGCCAAGGGCAUUGAUUGUAGUAAAACUGCUGUCAGCAUGUUUGUAUUAGUGAAUAGUAGGCCUAAUACUUAUACAGCAGUUCUCAGUUCAAGCAAAACGAUCUAAAGAAAGGUACAAAGUGAGAAAUUACCAUUCACAGAUCCUACUGUUGCUAAUAACUGUUGUCUGUCUCUCUCUCUCGCUCUCUUUACCCCCUUCCCGCGAUCCCUUCACAGGUACAAUGCUUACCGCACACCUACGUUCCCACAGUUCCGCACGCAAUACAUUCGCCGGCGCAGCCAGCUGCUCAGGGAGAACGCCAAGUGUGGCUUUGAGCCGGGGCUGCGCAGACAUUACCUGAGGCUGCGCAGCCAGCUGCUGGGCAUGCGCUACGGGCCCCUGUCUGAGCAGAGCAGCUUCAGGGCCAGCAGUGUGCGCAGCUCCCGCACCACAUUGGACCGCAUGGAGGUUAGACUCAGAGACUGAGAGGAAGGGAGAGCGAGAGCGAGAUGGUCAGAAACAGAAUACUGUCAAUAAGUAGUUUGAACAGUCAAGAUUAGACUGAGAUGAGAUGCCGUCAAGGUAAAUUGAGAUGGAGGGAGAAAGACAAACGUAGGCAGACUCAGAAGAUGAUUGUUUUGAUAUGGCCUGUAAAUCUCUCACUGCUUGCACUCACUCCAUUAGGUUCUCUUGCUCAUUAUCCCACCCUCUUUCUUGACAGGACUUUGAGGAGGACCCCCGUGCUCAGGGGGCUCGUGGUCACCGUCGAUCGGUGAGCAGAGGCUCCUACCAGGUAAAGGCCCAGAUGAACAGGGCAGUCUACGAUGAGAGGUAACCCCAGCCACUCCUUACUGAUCCCAUUCAUCCUUUAGUCUCUUUUCUUUUGAAACACUGGAUUGUUUCAUGUUUAUAAGCACAGCAUUUCAUUGAGUGAUGGUCAAAUGUGUAAUAAAUUAUUCUUCCUGAUUAGAAACGUUAGUUUGUUUGUGCCUACAGGCCUCCAGGUGCCUUGGUGCCAACCUCUGUGGCAGAGGCUAGCCGUGCCAUGGCCGGGGACACCACUCUGAGUGAGAACUAUGCUUUUGCUGGCAUGCACCACAUAUUUGACCAACACGUGGAUGCUGCAGGUGAGUGGAAAGGACAGUAUGUGAUGGAAAGAUAUCAAUGCAAGGACUGAGUAUUUCUGUGUCUUAUUCUCAUGUUUUGUUGGGUUCCCUCUUCUCCUCUAGUUCCACGGCUGCAGUUUGCUAACGAUGACAAGCACCUCCUAGCCUGCUGCUCAUUGGACAGCACUCUAUCUAUCAUGACCCUGUUCUCGUCCCCGCCCAGUGUGAAGGUGAUCCUGAAGGGUCACGCAGGUCCCGUCACUGACUUCGCUUGGUCCCUUAGCAACGACGUCAUCGUGUCGACGUCAAAGGAUGGGACGCUGCGUAUUUGGAACACGGAGGAUGGGAGGUGUAUCCGUGAGGUCAGAGACCCUGAGGCCAGCGAACUGCUCUGCUGCACCUUCCAGCCCAUGAACAACAACCUCACAGUGGUGAGUCAUAGUAAAAGCGUUGUCUCUACAAUGGCCAAACUCUCUUCCUUACGGCUUCCCUGACCUUCACCAAUGCUCACCCUGACCCCCUGACCUCUGUUCUGUCCUCCAGGUGGGGAACAGUAAGCACCUCCUGCAGGUGGUAAACAUCUCCACAGGGAAGAAGGUGAAGGGAGGUUCUAGUAAGCUGACAGGACGGGUGCUGUCUAUGUCCUUUGAUGCCCCUGGGAGGAUCCUUUGGGCCGGGGACGACAGGGGCAGCAUAUUCUCCUUCCUGUUUGACAUGGCCACAGGUAGACCGAGGAAAACCCUCUCUGCUUUUUAUGAAUAAGUAGUAUAAAAUCAUUUUAUCUAUAAAGCGCUUUAUCACAAACCCAAAGUACUAGGCCACAAGCAUAGGAAAGAGAAGUGUUGUGUGUGUGUGUGUCUAACAACAACUCUGAAUUUCGACCCACAGGGAAGCUGACCAAAGCCAAGCGGCUGGUGGUGAGUGAGGGCAGUCCCAUCUGCAGCAUCUCUGCCCGCUCCUGGAUCAGCAGAGAGGCCCGAGACCCCUCCCUGCUUAUCAACGCCUGUGUCAACAAACUGCUACUCUACAGGUCACACACACAGAGGCUCCAUUAGUUAUAAUCCAAACACUUAAAAAUGAAUUUAACUGUCAUAGUUUCAUUAACUGCUGCAUUUUGCAUUGGAACGUGUAUGUAAUAUCAGUCAUACAUACUUGUAUGCUAUUGCAUAAACAAGGAAGGUGUGAUCCACUCUGUGCACUGUAUGCUGAGUUGAGUUUGACUGGUUCUGUGUUCCUCUCGUCUUCAUAGAGUGGUGGAUAAUGAAGGCACUCUGCAGCUGAAGACGAGCUUCCCUAUCAAGCAUGGCUACCAGCCCCUCCACAGCAUCUUCUGCCCUCUCAUGUCCUUCAGACAGGGCGCCUGUGUUGGUAUGAGCCUCACUCACACUGCCUUACUUAUAACAUAGUUAUAGCAUAGGAUUGUUCACACCAGUAUUCUCUCUCUAACUCUCUCUUUCCUGUUUUUCUCCCCCUUUUCUCCUCUCUUUAUGCCAGUGACUGGCAGUGAGGAUGCCUGUGUCUACUUCUUCGAUGUGGAGCGCAACACUAAGGCCAUAGUCAACAAGCUGCAGGGUCACGGUGGCCCAGUGCUGGAUGUCAGCUUCAAC